CAAUUCCCUCCUCUCUAUUGCUGCUUCAUUAUCUCAGCCUGCACACAAUCUCUUUCCACAAACAACCCCCAGCACAUCUCAGAGAUCAACACCCAGUCAUCAUACCCACAAACGGCCUCCUGGAGCUGAUAAUUCGAAAGGAUCCAAUACCAAACCCUCUGGUGCUGUGAGGCAUUGCGCUUGUUUCUCGAUCGCUCCAAAUGGGGAGGCAUUCCUGCUGCUACAAGCAGAAGCUAAGAAAAGGCCUCUGGUCCCCAGAGGAGGAUGAGAAGCUCCUCAAGCACAUCACUAAAUACGGCCAUGGCUGUUGGAGCUCCGUGCCCAAGCUAGCAGGGCUUCAAAGGUGUGGGAAGAGCUGCAGAUUGAGGUGGAUAAACUAUCUGAGGCCUGAUCUCAAGAGAGGCUCCUUUUCGCAGCAGGAGGAGGACCUCAUCAUUGAACUCCAUGCAGUCCUUGGCAACAGAUGGUCUCAAAUUGCAGCCCAGUUGCCCGGGAGAACGGACAACGAGAUCAAGAACCUGUGGAACUCCUGCAUCAAGAAGAAGCUGAGGCAGAGAGGCAUUGAUCCCAACACCCACAAACCACUUUCCGAGACCGAAGGCGGAGAAGAUAAGGCCGGAUCCAGCGAGCUGAAGCCUCUUGCCCCUCCCUCGGGCAACUUGAACUCGGUGGUUCCUGAGUUUGCUCCUCCAGUGAUGUCGAUGGUGGACAGGUCGAACUCGGAGAAUUUGGUAACAUCCACCAAAGAUUUCUUUCUAUACCGGUUCGCCGCCGCAAGCCAUGAGAGCUCCUCCAGCUGCCAACCGACAAAUUCGAUGGACUACUUGCCCCUCCGGAAUUCGACUUACAGUCCCAGCUCAUCGAUGGACCAAAAUCUGCCUCUCUGGUUUAACCAGAAUUCCAGGUUGCCUGACAUGAAUCCCGAGUUCACUUGCAACAUGAUGAUGACUGCUGCUCUUCCAUCAGGCUCAAGGUCCACUGCAUCGACCUCCAUGGGUUUAAAGCCCACGGUUGGUAUGGCAGCAGACAAUUCUCUCCCAGGUUUCCAGUGCUUGGAGGCCGGUAACUCUAGUAACAACAGUGCAAGUAGCGGCAACAGUGGUGGUGGGGGGAUUGAGUUGCAGAGCAACAAUUCUAUCUAUGAAAGCAGCAUCUUCCAAUGGUCGGACUUGGUGUCCAACAGACAAGCUGAAAUCCAACUCGGAGCUGAACCGGAGGACCUCAAAUGGUCUGAGUACCUCAACGGUACCAUCCCUUUGUCCGCGGAUAUCCAAAACCAAACUCAACUUCUUAAUGGAGCUGUCAAGGAAGAGAACCAAUUCCCAAUCGACGGGUUGAGUUCAUGGCUGCAGCCUCCGGAAGUAUUUGGCAAGGACUUGCAGAGAAUUUCCACAGCUUUCAAACAAAUUUAAAUCAUCGAUACACGUAACGGUCCUUGUGGAGCCUCAGAUUCGCAGAGUGGAGGGAGAGACUCACAGAAGCGGUCCUUCACGCAGAGUUACAAGUUAGAAAAAGGCUUCUUCUAAUAGUAACUUCACAACGAGCGCACCAUUAAAUUUUUCUCAAUGUAAAUAGGCUUCAUGAUACAAAAACCUUGAGUCUUUGUUGAUCUUUGGAUGGUUGUGGGAAUAAGGGCAGAAUAAAGCUUGUUUCGGUGUAUGCUUGUUUUUAUUUUUCAUCUAAUUUCAUUAUUUUGGAACUCA
Elaeis guineensis (African oil palm) is the source of this 1703-nucleotide messenger RNA. Its product is annotated as transcription factor MYB61. The record is from RefSeq and is a predicted model, not a curated record. Lineage: Eukaryota; Viridiplantae; Streptophyta; Magnoliopsida; Arecales; Arecaceae.